Messenger RNA from Paramecium octaurelia, 363 nucleotides. The record is from the annotation of a GenBank genome assembly. Lineage: Eukaryota; Ciliophora; Oligohymenophorea; Peniculida; Parameciidae.
AUGGUUUUUUUAAUUUAUUUUAGUGAAAUCUUCAGUUUUUGUAUCGAUUACUAUGUGGUUUUUCAAUAUUAUGAAUUCUGUAAGUCGAUAAAUUAUGUAUAUUUGGAGAAUUUGUUGACUGAAAAAUUGAGUUUUAGAAGAAUGAUCUUAGGUUUUUUGAGUAGGAUUUGUUCAUAUUUAUAAUAGUAUGGAAUUAACAAAUAAUAUUGUGAAUUAAGAUUAGAUAGUAGUUCAGAAAAUAAAAAGACAGGACAAAGCUGGCACCGAAAUAAUGAAAGGAGUUAAGAAACACAAAAUUACAUUUAUAGAUGAAAUAGAGAAAGGGAAAGCUGUUCAAACAGUAAUUGAAGUAGAAUGCUGGAA